This is a messenger RNA of Anneissia japonica, 960 nucleotides long. RefSeq lists its product as uncharacterized. NCBI's taxonomy places the organism in Eukaryota, Metazoa, Echinodermata, Crinoidea, Comatulida, Comatulidae. The transcript has 2 exons. The record is from RefSeq and is a predicted model, not a curated record. Bases 1 to 960 code for a protein of 319 amino acids.
AUGGUUCUGUCUGAGGUAAAUGGUGUUUAUGACCCAAUAGGUUUGGCAGCGCCAGUGGUUAUCAAAGGCAAAAUGCUUCUGCGGGAAAUGACUCAAGAUGGCGCGGACUGGGAUGAACCAUUACCAGAAGUGCUGCUCAGUGAGUGGCAGAAAUGGAGAAAUUCUUUGAGUCCAUUAGCAUCUAUGCAUACACCUCGUUCCUACACACCAUUCCCAGCUUUAAAAGUACUUAGAAGAGAGAUACAUACAUCUGGAGAUGCCUCAAAUAAGGCAAUUGGUGCUGCUUGUUACUUGACAACAGUUGGCAUCAAUGAAGAGGUUCAUGUUCGCCUCAUACUGGGCAAAGCAAAACUAGCCCCUAAAGCCGCUUCCACAGUUCCCAGACUAGAACUAUGCGCAGCAGUUCUUGCUACAGAAGUUGAAAACUAUGUGAGACAGGAGCUACAACUAGAACUCGAUGAGUCCUGUUUCUACUGUGACAGUAAAGUAGUAUUAGGUUACAUCACCAACCGGAAACGUCGUUUCCACACCUAUGUCUGCAACCGGGUCAGCAAGAUACAUAGAACAUCAAAACCUGACCAGUGGAUGUAUGUUCCAACUGAGAAGAACCCAGCUGACCAAGCAACUAGGUCUAUCUUAGCUACUGAGUUAAAUGAUUCAUUGUGGAUGUCUGGGCCAGAAUUCCUGAAACAAAGAUAUCUGUCAACUGACCAGAACCAUAUAGAAAGAAAUGUAGAGCUCCUACCUAAUGAUCCAGAGGUGCGUCCAAGUACCAUCGCCUGUAAAAAGGUUGUCUUGAACCAGACAUGCAUUGGAGUUGAAAGAUUCAGCCGAUUUUCCAGCUGGGAAUCAGCAGUUCGAGCUGUUACAAAUCUUAAACAUAUUGCUCGUUCAUUUACACGCAACAACGAACUUGAAUGUGGACGUACAGUCGUGGAUGUCAAGGCCACAGGGCGAUAG